UGUUUUUCAUGGACCGAGGGUGUCUGUGUCGAUGGUUUUUAUUCGUUUCCACAGAGACCUCCCAGCAGUUGCACUCCAUCAUGCUGGUCUGGAGCUCCCCCUCCCCCCUGUGGGCAGGCACUCUGUGAAGAACCCGUACCCGCCUGCUGGGGCCGCCUUGCAGCCCGGCGUGGCCAAUUCGCCCCUGGCCCUGUACACCAGCCGGCCGCUGCCGGCCUUCGCGGCCGAGCCGGGGCAGCUGACGGCGAGGGGCCGCGAGCUGAUGGGGCACCUCGGUGGCCGCC
Molecule: messenger RNA, 284 nt
Organism: Prorocentrum cordatum
Lineage: Eukaryota; Dinophyceae; Prorocentrales; Prorocentraceae
Source: the annotation of a GenBank genome assembly